AUGAGCAUCGGGACCCCACCCACACUGGAGGAGCUGUCAAGGCGGGCUCUGCUGAGAAACGAGGCCUUGGCCAUCUCUGCUCUGGAGAAGCUGCCCAACAUGCUCUUCCCAGCACUGUUCAAGGAGGCCUUCAAUAGCAGAUGCACUGGGAUCGUGAAGGCAAUGGUGGUAGCCUGGCCUUUCCCCUACCUCCAUGUGAAGAGCAUAAUGAACACCUUCGACUCAGAGAUUUUUCCUGCUGUGCUGGAUGGACUGGAUGUCCUGCUGACUCAGCAGGUUUGUCCCACGAGGGGGGAACUUCGAGUACUCUUUUGGAGGGUGCCCUGUGAGUUCAAAACCAUCCAGACUGGAACAGAGGAUGGGGUCUGCUCAGCAGAGACUGUGAGUGUGAAGCAAGCAGGGAAGCCCCCUUCUACACAUGAGCUGAGGCCACAAAUGAAGAUGAGAGUUGACCUCAAUUUCAGGUCCGAACUGGAGAAAGAAGAAAUGUACUUCCUACAGUGGGCCCAGCAGAGAAAAGACUCGCUCCAGCUCUGCUGUGAGGACGUGAAGAUUGUGUUGCUGUCCCUAGAUAAUUCACACUUGAAAGACUUUGCGCUGUGUCCAUCCCUUCAUCAACUAAAACAUCUGGACAUGAGUGGAGUCCUACUGCGCAAUGUGCCUAUUCUGCCUCUCAGUGUUCUCCUAGAGAUGGGAGCAGGCAGUCUUGAGACUCUGGAAUUGCAGGGGUGUAGGAUAAAGGACUCUCAGUUCUGUGAACUCCUACCUGCCCUCAGCCAAUGCUCCCAGCUCACCAAGAUCAAUUUCUAUAGCAAUGACUUCUCCAUGAAUCUCUUGCGUGACCUUUUCCACCACACAGCCAACAUGAGCAAGAUGACCAUGGAGCAGUACCCUGCCCCUCAGGAGUGCUAUGACGAGUGGGAAAACAUUUCCAUAGACGCAUUUUCUCAACUUUGUUCUCAGCUCAUGGAUACGCUUAGGGCCAUAAGGCAGCCCAAGAGGAUAAGCUUUGCUACAUAUCUCUGUGAUAUAUGUUCUCAACGCUGUGUGUAUGACCAGGAGACCAGACUUUGUUUUUGCUUGCAGUAA
Molecule: messenger RNA, 1089 nt
Organism: Microtus oregoni (creeping vole)
Lineage: Eukaryota; Metazoa; Chordata; Mammalia; Rodentia; Cricetidae
Product: oogenesin-1-like
Exons: 2
Coding region: 1-1089 (362 amino acids)
Cellular component (GO): cytoplasm
Source: RefSeq, a predicted model, not a curated record